Lepisosteus oculatus (spotted gar) is the source of this 7886-nucleotide messenger RNA. RefSeq names its product neurotrypsin. NCBI's taxonomy places the organism in Eukaryota, Metazoa, Chordata, Actinopteri, Semionotiformes, Lepisosteidae. Gene Ontology annotation, cellular component: membrane. Gene Ontology annotation, biological process: proteolysis. Gene Ontology annotation, molecular function: serine-type endopeptidase activity. The record is from RefSeq and is a predicted model, not a curated record.
UCUCGGUAAAAGAAAAACCCCAACGGACGCUACCCCCUCUUUCACAGCAAGGUUUAAUAUCAAUGGCCAUACUCGCACAGUUUCAACGUGUCGGUAGUCCCCAUUCACUCACUGGGACACGCUGUCUGACACUUUAUACACAGAAGGAGCGGGGCGGGCCGGGUUUAUUUUCAUUAUAAUGAAACUAGGUUACAACAAUGCUUUCGUCCCGUAGGGAGCGGACACUGGUGUGAGAGUGAGAAACGGGGAAAAAAAAGAUCCACCCAUUCUCUGUCACAGCCUAUCCUAACCGUUCGGACCAAUCCAGUCUUGAAAGGCGAAGUGAGGGAUUCAAUUUAAUGUCUUCGAGCAACGUUUUCAUUUCUUACUGCAGCUGCGAGGGUCGGUGAUAUGUGAUCCACUCCGCGGAGCCGCCAGUGCCGCAGCAACGCCUAUAUAGGCUAGGGCAGCACAAUACGUUCCGUGUUGGGGUUCGUGUGUUUAUUCUCGUUACAUCAAGCCAGAUUGACAGGAGCGGCGGCGGCCUGCUGUUUCAAGCGGUGUCUUAUGUCAGUGACACUUCUGCACGGGAAGCCACACGAAGGACGGACAGAUCCACGGCGGCUGCAAGAGAGAGAGAGAGCUUAACGUCAAAGAGUUGUAUCGUCUGAAGACCUCAGCGCAGCCGCGCUGAUAGACAUUGUCAACACCGGCGCUGAACUUGAAGGGACGAGAAUGUGCUAGUGUAGUGCGCGGACUGUAGAUCCAUGCUGUACAGAAGACCCUUCACACACUGGCAGCUGUCAUAGGGAGUAUGAGGUGCGAUGGGUGAACCCCCCUUCCCUGCGCCGCUGCUGGAAGACCGGACACUUCGUGCAGGAUGGAUGUAGAGGCGAAGGAAAUAUCUGCUCUAAUAAUUGCAUGCUGCGUCUGGCUGGUGGGUUGCGCCGAGGUGGUUUCGGAAGACAGCUACUUGAACACAGUGCAGAGUGCAGCCCCUCUGUCGUGCUCAGAAGGCUUCACUGAGCUGGGCUACUACAAUGGCUCCGUGUCCCAGACGGAUUCCGGCUUUCCCUGCCUCAAGUGGACCGAGUUCCCCGACUACCUACAGCAAUACCCGGGGCGCGGCCUAGGAGAACACAACUACUGCCGCAACCCUGACCGCGAGUCCAAUCCCUGGUGCUUCUACCGCCAGAGCUCAGGGGCCAUCGGCUGGGCCUAUUGCGACUGCCACCAGGGAGCAGUGCGGUUGGUGGGGGGUUCAUCUGCAGGUAGUGGCCGCGUGGAGGUGUACCUGAAUGGCCAAUGGGGGGCAGUGUGUGACACGCACUGGACUGAUCGGGAUGCCAGUGUGAUCUGCAGACAGCUGGGAGUGAGUGACAUUGGCACAGCGCUCCAACACUCUUAUUUUGGGCCUGGUUCUGGACUUUUCCACUACGAGCGGUUAGGCUGCCGUGGUAACGAGAACUACCUUCUGGAGUGUCGGAGCAGGAAGUUCAUCACCGGCGACUGCAACCAUGGCAAUGAAGCCGGGGUGGUGUGUGCCCCACCUGAAGGCUCUGGUGCCCCCUUGAGGCUGGUGGGUGGAGCGGAGGACUUUGAAGGGCGUGUUGAAGUCUAUCACAAUGGCAAGUGGGGCUCCAUCUGUGAUGACCAGUGGGACGACAUCGAUGCUGAAGUGGUCUGUCGACAGCUGGGUCUGGGGGGCUUACCGAAGGCCUGGUCCUGGGCACACUUUGGCCAGAGCUCAGGGCCCAUCCUGCUGGACGGAGUGCAGUGCACAGGCAACGAGCUCUCCUUGGAAGAGUGCCCCCACGGCGGCUGGGGGCAGCACAAUUGUGACCACAUGGAGGACGCGGGGGUGUCCUGUAACCCCUACACCGACGGCGUGGUGCGGCUGGUGGGGGCGGACAGCCCAUGGGAGGGCCGGCUGGAGGUGUACCACGAGGGGGACUGGGGCUCUGUGUGUGACGACAACUGGACUGAGCUUAAUGCGCAGGUGGUGUGCCGUCAGCUGGGCUUCAGAGGGCGAGCCAAGGUGUCUGCAGACGGGGCGUACGGGGAGGGCACUGGGCUCAUCCUGCUCGAUGAAGUGCAGUGUUCAGGGAGCGAACGCUCGAUCCUGGACUGUCAGCAUGGCGGCUGGGGGAGACACGACUGCUCGCACGGUGAGGAUGUGGGCGUGAUCUGCGAGAGGGAGGUGGAGAGCAACAAGAUCCCAGGACCGCCACCUGCCACAGAGCCGCUGGUUCGCCUGGUGGCCGGCGAGAGCCGCAGGGAGGGCCGUGUGGAGGUGUUUCUGGACGGCCAGUGGGGGAGUGUCUGUGAUGACGGCUGGAAUGACCGCAAUGCCGCCGUGGUCUGUAGACAACUGGGAUUCACUGGGGUGGCCAAGGCACGCUCCAUGGCCUACUUCGGUGAGGGCCAGGGCCCCAUUCAUCUCGACAACGUCAAGUGCUCGGGGCACGAGGCAUCUGUAGGCCAGUGUCCGGCGGAGGUACAGAACGGCCACAACUGCCGGCACAGUGAGGACGCCGGAGUGAUCUGCGACUACACGCCCGAGACACUGGGGGAGAGUGAGGGGUCCCCCCAGUCCUGCGGCUUGCGGCCCAGUACUCAGCGACGCAGAAGGAGGAUCAUUGGAGGGGGAAAAUCAUACAGGGGCGACUGGCCAUGGCAGGUCUCUCUCUGGCUGAAGUCGCAGUCUAAAGGUCAUCACCCGCUGUGCGGUGCCACACUCAUCAGUGCCUGCUGGGUCCUGACUGCUGCACACUGCUUCAAGAGGUUCGGCUCCGACCCCUCUCGCUAUGUGCUGCGGCUGGGCGAUUACCACACCGAGGAGCAGGACGACUUUGAGCGGCGCCUCUCGCCGGAACGCAUCGUGAUCCACAAGAAGUACAGCCCCCAGGGCUGGGAGUACGACAUCGCGCUCAUGCGCUUACGAGGGCCGGAGGGGCGCUGUGUCUCCUUCAAUCCCCACACCAAUGCCGCCUGCCUGCCCGCACAGGGCAACAGGUGGGGCAAGAGACCCGCGGCCUGCAUCAUCACGGGCUGGGGCAUUACAGACUCGGAGUACUCUCGCACUCUGCUCCAGGCCUGGGUUCCCCUGCUGCCCGCGUGGAAAUGCCAAAAACGAUACGGCAGCCGCUUCACCAGUCGCAUGCUGUGUGCGGGCAGCCUCUCCGACCACCGGCGGGUGGACAGCUGCCAGGGGGACAGCGGGGGCCCCCUGGUGUGCCAGGGGGAAGGAGGGCAUUGGGUCCUCACUGGGGUCAUCUCCUGGGGUCAUGGCUGCGGUGACCCCAGUUUCCCAGGAGUGUACACAAGGGUCAGCAGGUUCUUGCGCUGGAUUGAACAGGUCACACGGAGCCCUGCGAAGAACUGAGACUGUGGUGUCCCGAGGACACAACCGACACCUCUGGGCUGGUGGGGAGGGGUACAUGCAGGGUGGGUUGGGGGCAUGGGAGGGUCAUGGCCUGUCUUAGCUUCAAUACUAUCAUUGACCUGAAUUUGUGCACCAAAAUCCUCUGUUACGGACAUUUUAAGAAUACUGAUCGGUUCCUGUUGCUACAUUUCAUAACUGCAAACUGGUGUCCAAUAGAACAGAACAGAAUGUACUGUAGUUCUGAUGUGAAAAUGAGACUUUAGUGUGAAACUUCAAAUACACUUAGGUUUAAGGUAAGAAAAUCUCAGAUUAGUAAUAUGAGAAAUGUUACAGAUCAGGAAUUUAGGAUUUCGAGCCGUUUCCUGAAGGAUGCCAGUGGACCUUCAAGAACAUGUUGGCUAGUUAGCUUGUUCCAGACUCUCGCAACCCUUUAUGGACUAUCCUGUGAGAUCUGGGACAAGAGGCCACUGUUGUGAUGCAGGACAGGGAACUAGAGGUACUUCUUUGUCCAAAAAAGUCUUACAUUUUGUGAAUUACUGUACCUGGCUAGCUGCUCUCUUGCAAGCUCUGAUGCCCUAGCAACAGAAAAGUGCAAAUGUGCAAUAUUAGCCUAAAAACCGUGCAAGGAAAACUGUUGGGAACAAAAUAAGUAGUGGCUAUAAUUAGUUCAACCAAACCACAGUGACUAGUGGGGGAAAAAAUGUUAAAAGAGUUAUUUUGAUGCAGAUUUUAGGUGAAUUCUAGUAUGUUAUGUCUAAAAUAACAUUUCUCAAGGGGAUAGGAAAGCAUUCACUGUUUAUGGUUUUAAACCUGAGCUCAGUUCACAUCAGUAACAUUCCAUAGUCAUGCAUGCAUUACAAAUAUACUCCUGUCUGUUACCUCUAAUCUAAUACACUUUUCAUCUGUUUACAACACUUAACUGAGCCAAGCUGCAGCUUCAGACAUAUUGUGUGCUGGAGAUCACUGUGCCUAGAGAAAAGGAAAUUUGGGGAGAGCAGAUGAAGGUCUAUCAGAUCUUCUCCUAAUGAACUUAAACAUUUUGAAACAGGCUUGUUUCAUUAAAGCCACAUGCCACAACUUGGAAAGACAUUCAGGAGAAAUGUGCUGGUCCUUCUUUUGAAAUUUUGAAAUUACACAUUUGGGUUUAUUCUUUCCGUCCCGGUGCAUUAGGAAAGUUGUCCUUCAUCAGUUCAUUCUGGUCCAGAUGCAAGUGAGGCUUAGGUGAAGGGCUGGGUGCUGUCAGUGUUGCUUUGCUCUGACCUGUGCAGUAACCUCAUUUGUUGACUGUAGAUCAGCUGUCAGUCUGUGGUUGAUCUGUAGAUGAUAUGCUGUAGAUCUGUGGUUGAUCUAUAGGUGAUAUGCUGUCAGUCUGUGGUUGUUCUGUAGAUAAUCUGCUGUUAGUCUGUAGAGGAGGUUCAAAAGGUCUUUGCUGAAGACCCCAUGUCUGUCAGCUGGGUCUGUAUCCUAUAAUGCAGCACUGUGAGGGUGCACUGAUCGUACUGCUUGUCAAGAAAGCACAGGAUACACCCCUGUAUGUGAGCUGGCAAUUUGUCAGGUAGUUUCCAAUCACUGCGUAAGAAACUCGAAGUAGCCAUUUUUCAUUAUUGAGCUAACCCGCAAUGCAUUGAUUCCAAAAAGAAAAAACACAUUUGAACAGGCAUGUCAUUUUUGCAUUGUUUGUUUUGUCUUGGUAGGCAGUGCCUAACCUGACUGCACAUCCCUGAAGUCUUCAUACUGCACCUGCAAACAGGCUUUGCAUGAUUAGAAACCUUUCAGAAUGAGCUUUAAGUAUGGGGGAAAACGUCAGUCUGUGUCAGUAGGCUGAUCACAGCUCCAUUCAUUUUAAAUUGAUCGCAUGGCACAUAAAAUUAUCCACUUAAAUUACAUUUGCAGUUCAAUCUAAUUGUAAGGUGACCUUAAAUGAAUGUUACCUGUGUUUUAACAGUUUAACAGUUGCUCCAAUUAAGUUAGGGCACAGAUGACUACGGUAGCUCUUUUGUUGAGUCUUUUUUGCAUCUGCAGUGAUUUACUGUAUAUCCUCUUUCUUCUGUAUGCUCUCCCUGCUGCGCUGUACUGGGACCCUGCGAACGCAUUUAAUUUUUUGUCAGUGGAUUUGUGAGGUCCAGCACUACAGUGUUGUUCAGAAUGUUACAUUUCUAACCAUCUCACCCAAUUCUCAAAGGUCCUUGUGUUUACAAAUAGGAAUACUUGAGCCAAAAUGAAGUCAAAUAGUUUCAGUAUUCAGCUGCUCUUUCACUUCCAUUGCACAUUCCUGUUAUUUAAAUAUGGAGUUUUUGUUCUUCUUUUUAAAGGUUCAAAAUUUCCUUUAGGGUUAGGACUGUUAACAUUUCAGAAUCCUCAUUAUUUCCCUUUUGUAUUCCACUAUAUUCGUUUACAGUAUUUUACAGUAUUUUUGUUUUAGGUUAGCAGCUAUGAACUGCUAUGAGUAGAACAUCCAGCAGGUGGCGAUUUUGUGUAUUUCACUAGGCUGUGUGCAAGUAGUCGGCGAUAAUCCUUUGUGCUGUAUUGUAAUUUUGUACUUUUGCCUCCUUCUUUGUUUAUUUUAAUUGCACUUUCUUAGACAUACCAGAUGUUAGGCAACGUGGUCAGAAGCCUAGAUUGUACCAGAAAAAAUCCAUCAAAAGUCAUCCGUCUUAGUGCAAAGUGAGGAUGACAGGACUGUAACAUCUCUGCAUUCCUAGUGCAGGAGAACCACAGUUCGAUAUAGUCCUGUGUGGAAUGUGGUAACCGAAUGUGUUUGCCAAGUUCGUCCUGUCCAGUGCCGCUAGUUAUCUGGUCAAGACACAACCAUGAAAUUAUGUUCUGUUUCACUGACCACCCUCAUCUCCGAGUGGAAUGAGCAGAAGGAAUGUGCUCACUUCAAUUUCCUGUCAUCACAGAAUCCCUUUCCUGUGAUUUCUUUUUAUACGAUCUGUUUAGAAGGUUCUGUGCUCCCUUCUUCUCCCUCACUCCUUUGCACUCUUUAUAUAGAAACAAAAUCCUGUGGUUUCUUCAAAGUGUUUGUGUAAAUACUUAAAGCUAUUUAUGUUUACUGAUGUGAAGUCUUCAUGCAUCCUGGUGUAACCUGAAGUUUUUGAAAUGAGGACCCAGAGCAUCUCUUAUACUGGGAGGUACAACAGAACAAGUAUCAGGAGGACUGAAAGUUCUGAAGGGACGUCCUGCAUGGAGCUGCCAUUGGUCUGGAGAGUUCAGUGACAUUCACAGAAGUCCUGAUGGGACUGUCUGAGCUGAUGGCCAACUGCUCACAGUGACUGGAUGAAGCCCAGGUUCCGUAUUCCUGCCAGGCAGAGGGGUGUGUUGUCCAAUCCCCAUCCCCUUGCCAGGUCCUGUGUGACUCCAGAAGGGGUUGACCUGUCUGAGUUCUAGCAAGGCCUGGGCCUGCUUCCUCUUCAAGGGGUGACCACCAGACAUGGUCCCUUUGUCACAAAGGCCACCAUAGCAGAUAUAGGAUUCUAAUGCAUCCUGACCCAUCUGGAUUCAGUUUCCUCUUCAGACAGCGCUUGAUCUGGCAUGUCCUGACUGCUGAGAGCCGAGAAAUGGGCAAAUACAGAACUCGCAGUUCAUUCUCGACUGGGCUGUGCCUCGGAGCUCAGGGCUGGUCACUGACAUGGCCUUGCAUUUCUGCCAGUUUGAUUCCCACCUUUGGCCUGGUACGCCACGCUUUUCUUUGGUGGGCUGCCACAAGUACAGUAGAUAGAGAGACCUGGACUGUCUAAAGAUUAAUUCUGGUUGCAUGCAGUACUACCUGCUAUCUGUCUGGUCCCCUGUAUUUACAGUAACCUUUGCCUCAUACUAUGAUUUCUUUGGAUUUGUAAAGUGCUUUGAAUAUUUUCAUGUGAGAAAGGUGCUAAAUAAAUUAGUCCUAAUUGUGCGUCUGGUGUGAGAAAUUGCCCAGCUUUAUACAGAACCUCUUGCCGAUUCCUGUGAAUCUUUGUUUAGAAAGUUCAGUGAGUGCACACGGUCAUUAGAUGACAAAAAAAACAGUCUAUAUUUAGGCUUUCUUUUAUACUGAGUUUCUUUAUUAAUACCACAUGCACCGUUCUGGGAUUCUGCUCAGUGUUUAUGUGGCUCAAAUCCAAACAUACUGACAUUGCUGACAGCUAGCACUUGUAGCAUUUGUUUAAAUUGACAACAUUCAAAUAAUGUUUGCCAAUUGUAAAGGGUGUUCAUCCUGCCUAACCUCUUUUUGCUUCACAAUUAGUCAUACAUGUAAUCUUUUUUUAUGGAGUCUUUGAGGCACUGACCUGAGAAAACAUUGCCAUAACCUUGGAUCUCAUCCAGGGAAGUUAUGCUCAAUUGCCUUUAGCUAUGAUAUGGUGCAAGACUGUUUUGUUUCACAGAAGAUGCAGUAAGUAGGUGUAACGGUUAACUCCUUAUCCCCAACUCCUAGCAGAAACAAAUUGUAAAGAGAAAAAAGUUUUGUGAUUCAUUCUUGCCUGUUUUGUACUUUAAAAUCGAAAUAUGGAAAUGUCGAAGUCUGAUUAAAUUAAAAGUGUUUGGA